AUGCGCUGCAUAACGCGGAACGUUGAGAAAGAGUAUCUUUCAGAGAAAACCUGUCGCGGCAUCAACAUUGCCGAGCACGCUCAAGGGCUUCCUACCGUAUUUGAGAACACUGGCCAACAGCUAGGCGUUCCUGUCCCACCCUCAUCGAGCCUGUACACAACCUCUGGUAGCUCGUCAAGCAGCAAAUCACACAAGAACCCGCCCGUUAUUCACGAUGGAGGUGGAAAGAUUUACGACCCGAACAUCUCCACGUCUGCGCCGGAUGGGGGGGAAUACGAUACAUCAUCAGGAUACGUAGAGCCCGAGGCCGAGGAGUCUUACCUCUCUAGAGCCAAAAGUCUCAAACCCAAUGUAGGGAGAGUGGGCGACCAAAAGCGUUCGCGCAGCCCUUCCGACGUUAGAACAGGUCUCUCUUGGCCACCUCCAGCGGCCCUACGCUUCUCGACUGACGAUGGAACGGAGCAGGACGCCGAUCAGCGUUCACCGAGAAAAAGGCGACGUUUGGCAAAGGAAGAGAAUGAGCAGUUUUCCAAGAACACUGCUGACAUCAUGUCAAAGCUAGAGGACGAUGAGCAAAUGACAGAGACUGGAAACAUUUCGAUCUCGGUGGACCGAGAUAUCGUCGAUGUGUUGCUCGAAGAAUGGACAGUACCAGUGUAUUGA
This is a messenger RNA of Alternaria triticimaculans, 663 nucleotides long. RefSeq lists its product as uncharacterized. Bases 1 to 663 code for a protein of 220 amino acids. The record is from RefSeq and is a predicted model, not a curated record. NCBI's taxonomy places the organism in Eukaryota, Fungi, Ascomycota, Dothideomycetes, Pleosporales, Pleosporaceae. The transcript is spliced from 2 exons.